CAGGUAGUCCAGGCUCCAGUCGUGACCGUUUGUUUCGAGACACCUUCGCUAAUUUUCAGCUUCAGAAUCUGUUUGACGAGUUCGAGUUCCGAUACCUCCCACCAUUGUUCCUCAGAUAUCGCCGAGCCCCGUGGUCGUGUUGUGUGCGCUGUCCUUCCCCUGCUAGAGAGCUUCAUGCGCCCCGCGCCGGUAGCUCCAACAGGUUCUAAAUCUUACUCUUCGAUGCCUACGACGACUGAUAACGACCUGGACCCUUGAAGGGCUCAGGGGGAAAGGUUACUUCUGGAAUGAACCCGUGAUUAAACAAUCCACACAAUGGCCUCAAUACCAAGAAGAUACCGGUCGUCCACUUCGGCCUCGAACCCUCCGAACAGCAAGUCCUUCGAAAUAAUAAAGGGCUUGCUCGAAGCUCUGAAUCUCGAUACGACUUUACACAAGCAAGACGGAUACCCUCAAAUACCGCCAUUGUUACGGAAACUCCGACAUAUUAUACAGCAUAUUUCUGCGACGCACUCGGCCGUCCUUCAAGAUGACUUUCGACAUGCCGACGGCUUCCAAACCAUCCUUAAUCUGCUGCGAGCCUUUUCAGGCUACUACGACCCCGAUAAGCGAAGCGAUGCGGACAUGCUUGCUCUGUUCAAGCUACUAGGAGACUGCCUCAACCUGCUCUCGGGGGCACUGCGCGGACAUUCUGGAAACCGACGGUUUUUUCGAUAUCGAGUCGAGGGAGGCGGCUGGGAGGCUUUAGAGCAAGUUAUCGCAAGCAUAGGACUCGGCGGGGCUGAGCCUGAUGCCUGGAUAAGUUGCCAUGUCUUUGGCAAGCUGCUCGCCUUUUCCCUCGACGACGAAGCACUCGAUCUUCUAUGUCAAUCAAUCGCGAAAUCACUACGACCCGACGACGAGAAUUCUCCAAAAGAAGAAGAAGAAGAAGAUAGCGCUGAAGAACAAUGGGAUCUUGUGCUGGCCAAAUCUGCCGAGAAUAUUACACCUGGUGUGAAGGAGGUUGUCAAUGCCAAGACCAUAAUACGGCAUCCUGAAAUUCUGAGAGCAGUUGUCAGCUUCUGGAUGGCCAUUCCCCGAAUGAAAGAUGGCCUCGCAAAUCCUGCCUCUCUACUCGUCCUGGAGACAAUUAACAAUAUUAUCGCGGUUUCUAUAUAUAAUCGGGCUGCCGUCCAUUCGACGGGUGCCUUAUCGCAGUUCCUACGGGUCGCCUUUAAUGCCGACUCAGCACUUAGCCCGCCUGAGCGAGAAAAGGUUCUGGGGAUUUGCAAAAUGCUCAUGUUUUUGGGUGUGAAUGAACCUGCCGAUACACAAUUCCUUCUAUCAAGGCCUGGCUCUGAAGCGUCCGAGUUCUGCUUACAGAUGACAUCGAAACAUUCCGGUCCCCCAUUCUUCCAAUUCGACCUCUCAUUGCACGGCCAUUCGUCCCUUGAGUUGUCGAGUCUUGGUCGAUCGUUCCCACCGCAGUCUAGUGCAGGUUACACAUUUACAGCUUGGAUUCGAGUAGACAGCUUCGAUCCUACUGCACACACAACAAUAUUUGGUGUCUUUGAUUCCACACAAGCAUGUUUUCUGCUGAUGUAUCUUGAGAGGGAUACUCACAACUUUAUCCUUCAAACAUCUGUUACCUCCAACAAACCCAGUGUCAGGUUCAAGUCUGUUUCGUUCAAGGAAAAGAAGUGGUACCACAUUGCUAUUGUGCAUCGCCGACCAAAGGCAUUAGUUACUAGCAAAGCGUCACUCUAUGUGAACGGUGAAUUCUCAGAACAAAUUCGCUGCAACUAUCCCCAUCUUCCGCCCUUGUCAACUGGUGCACAUGAUAGCUUUGCCUCAUUCAACUCGAACCAGAACAAGACGAACCCAGUGCAGGCGUUUAUUGGUACGCCGAAAGACCUCUCGAAUCAAAUAGGCCCUGGACUUGUGUUCUCGCGCUGGUCACUUGCUUCGGCACAUCUGUUUGAAGAUGCUUUGAGUGAUGACUUUCUGGCAGUUCACUAUGGUCUUGGCCCACGGUAUCAGGGCAACUUUCAGGAUAGCUUGGGAGGCUUUCAAACCUAUGAGGCAUCAGCCACCUUGGGACUCAGAAACGAGAUUGCACAUCCUGGGAAGGGCGAGACCUCGGACAUUAUUAGGGCUGUCCGCGAGAAAGCAGGCUCAUUGUUACCAGAAUCCAAGAUUCUCCUCAGCAUCCUUCCUUCAGCCACGUUCCCAGAAAAUGUGCAAUUCUAUGACACAGGGCUAUUGAGGUCGCUGCCGCGAAACUGUGCUCGCAAUCUCUUCCGAGCAUCAAACCAAGAAGGUGCCCCUCUAGCGAUCAACUGUGCCGUGCCAAGUCUUCCGGACUCAUUGUUCAGAGUUCAAGGUCUUCUGCAAUUCCGAGGCAAUCCUAUCGUCGCUGUGCCAUCGUACCUAGAUGAGAACCUGUGGCGGCUUGCUGGUUUCACUCCACUGGCCCUGAAGCUGUUCGAGCGAGCAUCAUCGAUAGAAGAGACAGUGAGAGCCGCGGAAAUGUUGUUUUACUGUAUUCGCCAGAGCUGGAGGAACAGUGAAGCUAUCGAAAAGGACAAUGGAUACGGCAUUUUGGCGAUGCUUCUCCGUGUGAAGCUGGGGUACGACCGCAGCAGUGGCGACUCAACUGUUACCCGACUCCAGGUUUCUAACGAGGACCGCGAUCGGCUGGCGUUUCAACUACUGAGUCUCAUCCUUGGCUUCGUUGGAUAUAACCAUACAGAGCCAAUGGAAUCCUUCAUCAUCAACCCCCUUGCUUAUCGCAUCUUGCUCAUUGACCUGGACAUCUGGCGAAAGUCGGCGCCUCGAAUCCAAGAGCUUUACUAUAAACAGUUCGUAACAUUCGCAGUUAAGAGCAAGUAUCACGAAUUUAAUAGUCGAAGGCUGAUAAGGAUGAGAAUUGUCAAGAGGCUGCUCGAUGCCAUGAAAGGAGAGGUCGUUUCAGAAGACACGAUAUCUCACUUUAUGGGCGCUUUCGAAGUCCUUGUUGUGUCCAACUUUAGCCAAGAGGUCAUGCGAUCGCUGUCGCUUUUCAUCACAUACGCCUUCCACUCACAACCUUCAUCUUUACCACGAACUCCACGACCUCUUUCAGCCAUAUCUAGAUCAAGCACUCCAGUUCCACGACGGCGAGGCACACCAACUGAUCCCACUGCGGCUGCUAUCGCUUCUGGUCUGAAAUUCUUGACUAAGAAGCAGCUUGGUGUCAAGGUUCUUAGCAUGUACUCGCGCAUUCUAUGUGAAAAGGGCAACACAACGCACAUCAAGAAGUUUGCUCGGACUGUAACAAAUAAGUGGCUCCUUUACUUGUUGGCUGAAGACGACCCGGAAGUUGUCGUUCAUGGCUGUAAGAUCCUGGCUCGUCUUCUGGUCACCCAUGGCUCAAACUAUACCUCGAAAUUCGCCGGAAAGUCGGGAGGCUUCAUCAUCAUGUCAAACAGAUUGAAGCGAUUCUGGGACAUGCCGACUCUAUGGCCCGUUUGCUUCAGCAUCUUGUUUGGCUACGACGUCGCCGAGAUCAAUUUUGACAGAAACUUUGACUUCUUCAGCUUGCUGGAGACGUUUGGAAAGCGAAAGGUCGUAUACCCCGACUCUCUGUCUGUCAUCACUGCAAUGCUGCAGCACGGUCUGAAAGAUGUGAUGAGACAUCAGGAUGAUCCAGACUCGCCGGCAACCCAUAUCGACCCAUCUUUUGCGCUUAAGAAGCACGCAUCAUCUACUGAACUACGCCCGCGAGCAAGCUCCAUGAACUUGGCCACUGCCCUUGAGACGCGCUCCAACUUCUCGCGAGACAGUGAACGAGUUGCAAGCUAUGCUAGUGUUCUACAUACAGUCAUUCGCUUCCUUUCGGAUCUCCAUGCACGUUCAACCGAAUUCAGGGACUUUGCUUUGAACUCGGAGUGGGUGAGACUGUUGCUAUCAGCACUCUACCCAGUCAUCGUUAGUGCCGAUGCGGUGACGCCCGAAACCGAGUUGAACUCUGGCGAUACGGCUCUCACAUUUGAGGGAACUGAUGUUAUCAUUCGUCCAAUUAGUGGUAGUGCCUCAAAUGCCACGCCUAUAGUGCGAACAACAAGCGUGGAUCCAGUACCCUCGCCUCAGUCAACACCACCAAAGGGCACACCACUGCGAAGAGCCUCGUCGUUUAUCCUACUCACCCAACAAAAGUCACCAGUCGGACCCAGUCCAGCUCGAUUGAACCCAGCGCUGCCUUCAUUGAGAUCAGUACCAAGCAAGAAGCCUAGUAGCGAUAUCUUGGAUGGACUCUUGGAGCUGGUGGUGAAUGUCUUUAUGGACCAGCUUCUCGCACGGAAAGAUUUCCCAGGGUUCGGCCUGUUUACUAAAGUCCCUCCUGGGUUCCGUGAGCACCAAGCGUACUUUGAGUCUUACAUAUUGAAGCAUGUGAUUGCUCAAUUGACGAAUAAUGUUCAGCUCAAUCAGAAAGCAAUCUGCGAGCCUCGUGUACUGACCAACCUUUCUCGGUUCUGCACACAUAUGUCAGAGGCCAUCUUUGAGGGAUGGUUCAUGAAUGGCGCCGAAGCUAUGAUUGACUUUGUUGGCAUGCUUCUCGAAUUUCUGCAGCGUCCGGACAUCUCGAACCUCAAGAGUGUCCGACUUUGCAGCCAGGCUGUCGCUACAAUCCGAAGCUGUUUACUGAGGAUCAUUCUUCUGAGGUUAUCGGAUCUUGACAACCAAGAGACCACUUUGGUGGAGGCCAAGCAGUUUAUGGACAAGAUGGUGUACUGGCAGAUGUCAAUUCUCGGUUGCUUUACCAGCGAGGACGAGUUCCUUAAACUCUUCUGGUACCAGCUCUACACGAAACUCAUUGGCGACAAGAUGCCCCUUCGUAUUGCGGCAGCUAACUUCUUACGCAUUAUCUUGGUGCAGAAGCCAGAGGAAUCUGCUACGCUGAUCCGCUCUUGCAUGUCGCCAGACCAAAAGCAGCUUUCGAAGGACUUUCAGAAGUUGACAGGUGUGGAUGAUGAAUCAUUCGUUGACUGGGUUGAUAAGCACCGCCCAUCACUAGAUGUUCUCUUCUUUGGCGGCAUGUCCAAAACAUGGGAGGAUUUUGUCAGUUCAGAAAAUGUGCGGACUUCAGAGACAGCCAAAGUUCGUCUCGCCAAGCGCAAAGAUAAACUUAGAUCUUUGCAUGCGGAGAGCAUCAGCACAGAGAAGAUUCUCCUCAGUCACGAUAUUGGUAACAGCGCUUGGAUGAAGAGCAUCUACAACUCUGAGUACUUCAAGUAUCAGCGACUCAUGCAGGACCAACAAGAUGACCUAGUAUUCCUAAGCGCGGCUUACACCAAGAUGGAGCGGGAUCUUAUGAGGCCUGGCGCGGUGUUCAGUGAGGCAGCUACACCCAAGUGGAAGCUUGACCGCACAGAAGGACGAAAUCGAAUGAGGCUCAGGGUCCUUCCGGAUUUUACAUUCAGUAAGGAUGAGUAUCAACCGAAGAGAAAGGCCAGUGAGGUACUGCAGACUCUCCGGAUCAAUACGUCGGCCAGUCCAGCUCCUUCGAUCCAGGCUUCCGCUGUGACGCCAACGAAGCCAAGCGCUGCAUCGGCUUUGGAUGGCAAUACUGAACAGCCUCAAUUCACAGAGGAGCCAGAAUCCACCGAGCCAGCCGAGCAACCCAGCUCCGGUGUUGCGCCCGAGGAUGAUUUUGAGCUUGUGGACGACCCUAAUGAUCCCAACGAAGGAGACGAAGGUUUCGAGGACAAGAACCGCAAAGUGAUGCGACGAUUGGAGCGUGGAGACCAGGUCCAAUCUGCGUACAAUAUCUCACGCAUCAUUGGCCUGGAAGCAUGUGAAGGAAUCCUCAUAAUAGGCAAGGAUGCCCUUUACAUAAUGGACAACGUGUUCCAGUGUGCCAACGGUGACAUCGUCAAUGUCUGGCAGGCUCCCCCUGAAGAGCGCGAUCCUUUCUCUCAGAUUGUCACGGACGCUAAAACUUCUGAGAAGCGACAGAACAAUAAGGAGCAGGAAUCGAGGCAUUGGCGAUGGCAGGAUGUUAUUAGCAUUUCCAAGCGUCGGUUCUUGUUCCGAGACGUUGCGAUUGAGGUGUUCUUCACUGACGGUCGAAGCUAUCUCUUGACUACGAUCAACCCUGUGGUGCGAGAUAACCUGUUCGUGAAAAUGCUCAACAAGGCACCUCACACAAGCGGCGCAAACACGCUUCCGAACCCUGAAGAUGCUUGGCGCCUGGAGUCUCUCAAGGUCUUUGACGAGUCGCCUCAAGGAUUUGGAUCCAAGUUUGGCACAUUCUUUAACUCAUCGCCAUGGAACCCUCUCCUUAAGAAAUGGCAAAAGGGCGAGAUCUCCAACUUCCACUAUCUUAUGAUGGUCAACACUAUGGCUGGCAGGACGUUCAACGAUUUGACUCAAUACCCAGUCUUUCCGUGGGUUCUGGCUGAUUAUACAAGCGAAGACUUGGACCUUGAUGACCCUAACACCUUCCGCGACCUGUCAAAGCCAAUGGGUGCCCAAACACCGAACAGAGUGGGAGGCUUUGUCGAGAGCUACAAUGCGUUGGCAGAGAUUGGGGAAAUACCAUUCCACUAUGGCACACACUACUCUUCUGCCAUGAUUGUCUCAUCAUACCUGAUCCGUCUACCGCCAUUCGUCCAAUCGUACAUACUGCUGCAAGGUGGAAGCUUCGACCACGCCGACCGUCUGUUCCAGUCAAUCCCAGAAGCCUGGAAAUCAGCAUCUUGCAAAAACAAGGCUGAUGUGAGAGAACUCAUUCCUGAGUUCUACUGUCUGCCAGAAUUCCUGACUAAUGUCAAUGGCUACAACUUUGGCAAUCGUGAGAGCAACGGCGUUAAGGUCGACCACGUUGAGCUUCCGCCAUGGGCCAAAGGGGAUCCUCGAAUCUUCAUCGCCAAGCAUAGAGAGGCGCUUGAAAGUCCGUAUGUGAGCGAGAACCUACACCAGUGGAUUGAUCUGGUAUUUGGCUAUAAGCAACGAGGUGAAGCUGCUGUGGAAAACCUUAAUGUGUUCCAUCAUCUUUCGUACCGUGGUGCGACAGAUCUGGACAGCAUCACGGAUGCCAAGGAGAGAGCUAUUCUAGCGGGCGUCAUUCAUAACUUUGGACAGACCCCUCAUCAAGUGUUUAUGAAGUCGCAUCCUGCUCGAGAACACGUUAAGAGUCCAGUUAGACGAUUAGACACAAGCGUGUUUUCGUUGGGCUGUCUACCACAUCCACUCCUUGAAAGUCACGAACGUGUAGCUUCACUCAUCCACGCCUCCAAACUCGACCGCUUGCUGUGUGCUUCUCCCUUCCGCCUCAACUUCCCACCAUACGACAAGUUCCUCGAAUGGGGAUACGCCGACAACAGCAUUCGCUUCUUCUUCAGCGACAACCGAAAGCCUGCUGGACUCUUUGAGAACCUUCACAUCGGCCAGAUCUCUUGUGCUUGUUUUGCCGACUCCAAAACCUUGAUCACUGCUGGAGAGGAUUGUGUUGUUUCGGUAUAUGCACUACAGACUUUACCUGGAAAGCCGGUUGAGUUACUGCCGAGGUCUAGUCUUUUUGGACACAAGUCGCCUGUCACAACGAUUGCAGUCAGCAAAGCAUUCAGCACGCUUUUGACUGUUUCUGCAGAUGGACAAGCAUUCUUGUGGGACCUGAACAGACUGUCGUUCAUCCGAAAGCUGCCAUUGGUGCGACCUGUUGAAUGUGCACGUAUCAACGACAUUUCGGGUGAGAUUCUUCUCUGCUCUGGGCCCAACGUGAUACUCUACACCCUCAACGGCACACUACUUCUUGAACAGAAUGUCUGUUUCGAGCAGGAUGACUAUAUCCACUCAUGCGCCUUUUACGAAGGUGCUGGCAACGAGUGGCUUGAUAAUUACUUGAUCUUCACAGGCCACAAGCGCGGCAGAGUCAACGUCUGGCGACGCAGCAUCGUGGGCAGCCGAUGGACGCUUGAGCUCCUCAGAAAGCUUGACCAUGUUGACUAUAAGAAUGACAAGGGUGCCAACACAGAGGCAGGCAUAACGUGCAUAAGUCCAAUGCCAACAUGCGUCUACACAGGUGAUGAUGACGGUCGAGUUGUAAGUAUCUCCCACUUCCCUCAUAAAUCCUCAAACUAACGAGUUCUAGUACGAAUGGAACCUACUGAGCAGGGAGAGAUAGAGUUUUUCCCUACCGAAUCGGACAUCAGUUCGAUAUGACCACCGGCAUAGCCUCGUAUGAUUAAAGAGAAGGAUGAUAUUCUGUUUCUUGGCUUCUUGCACAUCGCUGCGGCGUUUCCUGUUUGAUGUUUAUACGCAUGUUUAGAAAAUCAACGACUCGCGCACAUCCUCACACACAUCACACACAUAUAUAGGUAUCGAAAUGUAGACAGCCGGUGGAUGGAUUGAUUGUAGAAAAAUCGAAUUGAAGCGUCAAUUGCUGCUGGAUCUUCUCGUCCCUUUCUUCCUCUAUGAUAUCCCUUCUCUCCCUCGCAUCGGGAAACGCCG
Fusarium odoratissimum NRRL 54006 is the source of this 8472-nucleotide messenger RNA. RefSeq lists its product as uncharacterized. The coding region runs from base 316 to 8103 and encodes 2595 amino acids. The record is from RefSeq and is a predicted model, not a curated record. Gene Ontology annotation, molecular function: protein binding. The transcript has 5 exons. NCBI's taxonomy places the organism in Eukaryota, Fungi, Ascomycota, Sordariomycetes, Hypocreales, Nectriaceae.